Messenger RNA from Salvelinus namaycush (lake trout), 599 nucleotides. RefSeq names its product ubiquitin-60S ribosomal protein L40-like. The record is from RefSeq and is a predicted model, not a curated record. Gene Ontology annotation, cellular component: nucleus; cytoplasm; ribosome. Gene Ontology annotation, molecular function: protein tag activity; ubiquitin protein ligase binding; structural constituent of ribosome. The coding region runs from base 141 to 527 and encodes 128 amino acids. NCBI's taxonomy places the organism in Eukaryota, Metazoa, Chordata, Actinopteri, Salmoniformes, Salmonidae. Gene Ontology annotation, biological process: translation; protein ubiquitination; modification-dependent protein catabolic process. The transcript has 5 exons.
UUAGUAGAGUCAGGAUUAAUCAAACAGAUUUGUGCAAAUUAAAAAAGCUGGUGCGAAGCAGAAGAGGAUGUGAUGUAAUAUAACUUCCGCCUUGUACAGACUCUUUUCGUUGAGGCUCAGCAAGCAGCCGGCCUGCCAAGAUGCAGAUCUUUGUGAAGACGUUGACGGGGAAAACCAUCACCCUUGAGGUUGAGCCCAGCGAUACUAUUGAAAAUGUCAAGGCCAAGAUCCAGGAUAAGGAAGGUAUUCCUCCUGACCAGCAGCGUCUGAUCUUCGCUGGAAAACAGCUUGAAGAUGGUCGCACCUUGUCAGACUACAACAUCCAGAAAGAGUCCACCCUGCAUCUUGUGCUGCGUCUGCGUGGAGGCAUCAUUGAGCCAUCUCUGAGACAGCUGGCCCAGAAGUACAACUGCGACAAAAUGAUCUGCCGCAAGUGCUACGCUCGCCUCCAUCCUCGUGCUGUUAACUGCCGCAAGAAGAAGUGUGGACACACCAGCAACCUGCGCCCCAAGAAGAAGCUGAAGUAAACUGUUUGCUUGGUGCUUUCUGUGGGACAUAUGCAGAACUGUUAUGUAAAAUAAACAUUUUUUUUAAAUGGC